AUGAUACUGCUCUUCUACCUUGUGUUCUACCUGUUCCUGGGGGGGAUGUUCUUCCUCACCAUGUACAUCAUGCUGCUGACGCUCGACGACUACAAGCCCACCUGGCAGGACCACCUAACCACGCCAGCUUACAACGACAGUUACCAGGUCCCGACCAACGUUAACUGUAAGCCAGAUCAGUUUUUCAUCCAGGAGGACAGUGGAAAGGUGAGGAACAAUCCGAAGCGUUCCUGUCAGUUCAACAGGACGUUGCUGCAGGAUUGCUCUGGAGUCUCUGAUCGUUUCUAUGGUUAUAGCCAAGGGAAGCCCUGCGUCCUCAUCAAACUCAACCGGGUGAUCGGCAUGUUGCCGGGGAAGGAUCGUCAAUCUCCGUACGUCACCUGUGGAGCCAAGAGGGAGGACAGUGAUGAUAUUGGUCCCUUGGCAUAUUUUCCUCCUAACGGAACCUUUAACCUCAUGUACUACCCAUACUACGGCAAGGAAGCUCAGGUGAACUACACGCAGCCCCUGGUGGCAGUGCAGUUCCUGAACGCCUCCCUUAAUGUGGACAUCGACGUGGAGUGUAAGAUCUGGCCCAACACUCUGCUGGAGGGCAGUGAGAGAGACAAGUUCGCCGGGCGCGUUUCCUUCAGGCUGCGCAUCAACGAAAAAUAG
Molecule: messenger RNA, 654 nt
Organism: Eleginops maclovinus (Patagonian blennie)
Lineage: Eukaryota; Metazoa; Chordata; Actinopteri; Perciformes; Eleginopidae
Gene: atp1b2a
Product: ATPase Na+/K+ transporting subunit beta 2a
Biological process (GO): intracellular potassium ion homeostasis; potassium ion import across plasma membrane; sodium ion export across plasma membrane
Cellular component (GO): sodium:potassium-exchanging ATPase complex
Molecular function (GO): ATPase activator activity
Source: RefSeq, a predicted model, not a curated record